This is a messenger RNA of Lottia gigantea (owl limpet), 2442 nucleotides long. RefSeq lists its product as hypothetical. The transcript is spliced from 22 exons. Bases 1 to 2442 code for a protein of 813 amino acids. Gene Ontology annotation, biological process: cell volume homeostasis; sodium ion homeostasis; chloride ion homeostasis. Gene Ontology annotation, molecular function: sodium:potassium:chloride symporter activity. Gene Ontology annotation, cellular component: membrane. The record is from RefSeq and is a predicted model, not a curated record. NCBI's taxonomy places the organism in Eukaryota, Metazoa, Mollusca, Gastropoda, Lottiidae.
AUGACCAUUUUCAAACAAAGAAAAUCAAUCACAAUUAAUUUGAAAACAUUAGCAAUUAACACACAUGAAGCUCUGCCAUGCAUGGACCAUUAUCGGAAUAUUCUAUCUGCAACUGGUGGAAUGAAAACAAGACCAACUUUAGCAGAAUUACAUGAAGAAAUGGCUAUAGAUAUGUACCGUCUUGCUACUAAAUUUGGUUGGAUCAAAGGAGUACUGAUAAGAUGUUUGUUAAAUAUUUGGGGUGUUAUGUUAUUUAUUCGAUUAUCAUGGUGUGUAGGGCAGGCAGGCAUUGCUUAUACUUCUUUAAUUAUACUAUUAUCGGGUGUGGUCACUACUCUUACAGCCAUAUCUAUGUCUGCUAUUUGUACCAAUGGUUUAGUGAAAGGAGGUGGAGCUUAUUUUAUGAUCUCACGUAGUUUAGGGCCAGAGUUUGGAGGAGCUAUAGGCUUGAUAUUUUCUGUAGCCAAUGCAGUAGCUGUAGCUAUGUAUGUUGUUGGGUUUGCUGAAACUGUUAGAGACUUAUUAAAGGAGAAUGAUGCGUUAAUGAUAGAUGAAGUUAAUGAUAUUAGAAUCAUAGGAAUGAUAACUAUAGUAUUCUUACUAGCUAUUGCUAUUAUUGGUAUGGAAUGGGAAGCCAGGGCCCAGUUAAUUCUAUUAGGAGUAUUAAUAAUAGCCUUGAUAGCAGGAGCUGUAGGAACCUUCAUUCCACCAACUCAAGCUAAACUUGUUAAAGGUUUUGUUGGCUACAAAGUUGAAUUAUUUAAAGAGAAUUUCACCCCUAGUUUUAGAGAUGGUCAAAGUUUCUUCUCUGUAUUUUCUGUAUUCUUUCCUGCUGCUACUGGAAUUCUUGCUGGUGCCAAUAUUUCUGGAGAUCUAAAGGAUGCCUCCCAUGCUAUACCAAAAGGAACCUUACUGGCCAUUCUAUUAUCUACUAUAAUAUAUCUUAUAGUGGGCUGGAUGUUAGGUGCUUGUAUGUUACGAGAUGCUACAGAUAUUGUUAGAAACUGUACGUUAGUUGAAGGUGGUGUUUGUAAGAAGUAUGGUCUAAUGAAUGAUUAUCAGGUAAUGGAGAUGUUAUCAGCUUUUGGACCACUUGUUACAGCUGGAAUAUUCUCUGCUACAUUAUCAUCAGCAUUAGCUAGCCUUGUCUCAGCACCUAAAGUCUUCCAAGCUGUAUGUAAAGAUAAAAUAUUUCCUAAGAUACAUAUAUUUGCCAAGGGAUAUGGGAAAGAUGACAAUCCUAGAAGAGCCUAUCUCUUAGCCUUCGCCAUUGGUUUUGCUUUUGUAUGUAUAGGUGAUUUAAAUGCCAUUGCUCCUGUGAUAUCUAAUUUUUUCCUCAUGUCUUAUGCUUUAAUUAAUUAUUCGUGUUUUGACGCCUCGUUAGCUAGGUCACCAGGUUGGAGACCAGCGUUUAGGUUUUAUUCUAUGUGGAUAAGUUUAGUUGGAGCUUUGAUUUGCCUCGCUGUGAUGUUUAUUAUUAAUUGGUGGACUGCUCUUAUUACAUUUGGUGUUACUUGUGCCUUGUUUGUUUAUGUUCAUUAUAGAAAACCAGAUGUAAAUUGGGGUUCAUCAACUCAAGCCCAUGUUUAUAGAGGAGCUUUACAGUCAGCUUUAAAAUUAAUCUCUGUUGAAGAUCAUAUUAAGAAUUUUAGACCUCAGGUAUUAGUUUUGUCAGGUAAACCAGAAAAUAGACCAGCUUUAGUUGACUUUGUUAGUCAUAUCACUAAAAAGAUUAGUUUGAUGGUGUGUGGUAACAUUGUUGUGGGAGAACAACGAGAUAAUUUAAGAGUAGUAUUAUCAGAAGAAGCCUACAGCUGGUUAAAUAAGAGACAUAUUAAAUCCUUCUAUAGAACAUCUACUGCCCCCUCUUUUAGACUGGGAGCACAGGCUUUAAUGCAGUUAUCUGGUAUUGGUAAACUACGACCCAAUCUAUUAAUGAUGGGAUUCAAGUCAAACUGGCAUUCUUGUAAAGGAGAGGAAGUGUUAGAAUAUUUCAAUGUUAUUCAUGAUGCCUUUGAUAUGAGAUUUGGAGUAGGAAUAUUACGUCUAAAAGAAGGAUUUGGACUAGAUGUCGACCACGAAACAAAUUACUACCCCGAUACUUACGAAGAUGAGGCUGAUGAUAGUGGAGAUGAUUUAACACCAGAAGAAACACUGAUUCAAGAAUCUAAAUCGAAAGUAAAUGGUAAAAAAUCACAAGAUAAUGGUACACCACCCAAACCUGAUUUACAAAUCAAUAAAGAGGUUUUAAAAGCCAUGAAUAAAUUUUAUCGUAAAAAAGAAAAAGGAACCAUUGAUGUUUGGUGGCUCUUCGACGAUGGAGGUCUAACCCUUCUGAUUCCGUAUAUAUUAACAACUAAAUCUCACUGGGGAAGUUGUAAAUUACGUGUAUUUACUGUCAGUAAGAAAAAAGGAGAAAUAGAUAGAGAACAACAACAGUAA